AUGGAUCUAUUAAGUUAUGUUGAUCCAGUGCCCGAAACGAAACGAUCUUGUUGGCAAUGUAGAAAAGUAUUUGAUUUUGAUGAAGAUCGUAUACGUCAUUUUCUUAUGUAUCAUUUUCAAAUCGAUGAUGCACGAAAACCGUUCAAAUGUUGGAUUUGUAAAGAGGAAUUUCAAUCUACAACUGGUCAGUUGAAUCAUUUAGUGCAAAAACACUUUCGAAAUGUUUUGGCAAUGAAUGAUGAUCCAUCAGAUUAUUUAAAAGAACAAAUUGAAAUGUUACAAGAUCAAACAAUGGACAAGAAUUCGAUUGAUUCGGUACUUUCAACGGACGAAAAUCCACGAAAAGAUGCAGCUACUCGUCAUGGAAAAACGAUGAUUUGUUCACAAUGUGAUAAAAAAUUUCGAUCGACAAGUCUUUUCACAAAGCAUUUCAAUGCUAAACACUUUCACCUAACUUCCACAAACAAUUCACAUGAUCAGAAACAUCGACUCGAUAAUUUCAAUCAGCAAUUUAUCUGUUGGAUUUGUUCCAACGAGUUUAAAUCGGCCUUUUAUCGGUUAAAACACUUUAUAAUGAACCAUUCGGAAGUUUAUUUACCUAUUCCGAAUAAUCAUCACAUCGACGAGUUAAACAGUGAACAGAUUGAAAAUGACAAUAUUUCGGGAAAGUUUUGUUGGCAAUGUGCAAAGAAAUUCAGCUCGUAUGACGGACAAGUGCAUCAUUUUAUUAAACAACAUUGCCAACUGAUUUUAUCUAUGGACAAUGAUCCAUCAAGUGUUUUAAAGAGUCAAAUGGAAAAAGUACGAGAACUGAUGAAAAGUAAAUCGCCAUUGAAAUGUUCUCGAUGCUCAAAAAGUUUUCAAACAAUGAAUGAUCGUUGUAGACAUUUUACCAUUGAACAUAACAAAUCCAUUACGAUUUCAACUAUGGUAGAAGCACAACAUGUACAGAUUAAUCAAGAAGAAUCACAAGAUUUCUUUGAGAAAAUCUCGUAUUUUUGUGAAAAAUGUCAGCAGCGAUUUCCACGUGCUGAUGAUCAUCUCGAACAUUUUCAAAUUAAACAUUCAAAAGUCAUUUUAUCCUAUAAAACUCUAGGUGAGUUUUUUCUGGAUCCCAGUGUCAUGAAAUGUUCCAAAGCAAUAUCUUCAACAUUAGUUUACAUGAUAUUAGAAUCUACUCGAAAGCAAAUUCCUGUUAUCAAUGAUACGACAAAUCAUUGUCCUUAUCAACAGUGUCAAUUACAACGGAUUAAUUACAACUUCCAAGACUUUUGGUUACAUUUAAUUAAAAACCAUGACUAUGGACAAAUCAAAAUGGAAUGCUGUGAUCCAAUGAGAAUGUAUACUUUAGAAGAAUAUCAAAAACACAUUUUACAUAAUUUAUAA
Adineta ricciae is the source of this 1386-nucleotide messenger RNA. NCBI's taxonomy places the organism in Eukaryota, Metazoa, Rotifera, Eurotatoria, Adinetida, Adinetidae. The record is from the annotation of a GenBank genome assembly.